AUGAGUUUUAAAGCCGAUGAUAUGACCCCAGAUAAAGUUUCAUUAGAACUCCUAGAGAAAAUAGAAGGAAUCCUAAAGAAAUCUUCAGAAAUUAUCGGUGAUAAUAACAUAUAUUCAAAUCCUGCGCAUGCAGAUUCAUUAAUUCGUGGAUUUUUACGUCGUUCUAGUACGCUUGAAGCUAAAUUAAAGUAUGUUCAGGAUGAUUUGGCCAAGUUUCCAUAUAAAAUUAAUUCUGUAGAAGAAGCUGAAUCCAGAAAAGCAGAUUGUUUAGAAAAAAUAAAACAAAAUAAAGAAAAACUUAUCAAUAUAGAGAAAGAAAAUGAUAAAAUUAAGGCGCAAAUCGAAGAAAUCAAUAAAAAUCUCCCACAAGGUGGAGAUAACUCAGAACUUUUCAAGUCCGAAAAGGAAAUCAAAGAUACAGAAUCGGAAAUACAAAGUAAAAAUCAAGAAAUUUCAACUUUACAAAGAGAAUCAAAAUUAUUAGAGCAAAAAUAUGAAGAGGUCGUACAAAUCGGAGAUGAGCUCUCAUCUAAGAUAAAUUCUGUUAAGAAUGAAACUGCAGGAAUAACUAAUUUAAAUACAAGCGAAGAUUUAAUCGAAAAACGCGAAAAAAGACUUAAUAUACAAAAAGCUCUCGAUGCAUUUAUUGCCGAAGCUGAAGCUCAAUCGAAUGCUAGAAGAAUUGUUUUAUCACAAAGAAAAGAAACUCUUACAAAACAAAUUUCUGAAGCCAAAGAAAGGCAAGUCAAAAUUAACGAAGAAAGGAAUAGAGUUUCCAUUUUGAAAGAAGAUAUUGUUAGACUAGAAGCUUUAAUUGCAAGAGAAAAAGCUCCAAAACAAGAAAAUGUCGAAAUUGUUAAGAAAGAAAAGCCUCCAAUGAACAAAGAUAGAAUAUCAAGGUUGUGCUUGAUGUUAGUUACUCAGGAACCAUCAGAUGAAUUAAUAAAUUCAAUUGGUUCGGAGUUAUGUUGGAGUAAAGAUCAGAUUGAUGAAUUUCUAAAAGGAACACGUAAAGAUAAAGAUCCUGGUAUUGGUCAACAAUGGGUGAGCUGGUUAGAUUCAGUCACCAAUGAUUUAUAA
Molecule: messenger RNA, 1080 nt
Organism: Trichomonas vaginalis G3
Lineage: Eukaryota; Parabasalia; Trichomonadida; Trichomonadidae
Exons: 1
Coding region: 1-1080 (359 amino acids)
Source: RefSeq, a predicted model, not a curated record